Molecule: messenger RNA, 348 nt
Organism: Diversispora eburnea
Lineage: Eukaryota; Fungi; Glomeromycota; Glomeromycetes; Diversisporales; Diversisporaceae
Source: the annotation of a GenBank genome assembly
AUGAAUAAUGUAAUAUAUUAUUUUAAUGGGACAUUAGCUAAGUUAACCAAUUUCGAAUCUAAUUGUCGAGAGAAAUUAACUUUAAUUCGUUUCCUUUAUCUUAAAACACAUUCCGCUGAGAUUUUCCAGGAAGAAAAGGAAAGAGAAUAUGCUAUGAGGGAACAAGAAGAAUAUGAAAGACAAGAAUUAGAGUCCGAGAGUAAUGAAUUAACAUUAAAGCAUGUUAUACUAUUAAAGAUGGUACAUUUAGUAGAUUAUUCCUGGUAUAAAGUUGAACAACAAGAAGUUCAUGAAGUCGAAUCAGAAGAACAAGAUCAACCUUACCUUCGGCCAGGGCUCUAUAUAUGA